This is a messenger RNA of Chinchilla lanigera (long-tailed chinchilla), 1116 nucleotides long. RefSeq names its product Src homology 2 domain containing F (gene Shf). The record is from RefSeq and is a predicted model, not a curated record. NCBI's taxonomy places the organism in Eukaryota, Metazoa, Chordata, Mammalia, Rodentia, Chinchillidae. The coding region runs from base 109 to 828 and encodes 239 amino acids. The transcript has 5 exons. Gene Ontology annotation, molecular function: phosphotyrosine residue binding.
CUGGCCAUCCUGGAGGACUAUGCAGACCCGUUCGAUGUGCAGGACACUGGAGAAGUCUCAGCGGGAGCCUCAGGGGCCCCGGAGAAGAUCCCCGAAAAUGACGGCUACAUGGAGCCUUACGAGGCGCAGAAGAUGAUGGCUGAGAUCCGGGGCUCUAAGGAGCCGAGCGCCCAGCCCUUGCCUCUGUACGACACCCCCUACGAGCCGGACGAGGAGGGCCCCACCCCCGAGGGCGAGGCUGCCCCGUGGCCCCGGGAGUCCCGCCUGCCAGAGGAUGACGAGAGGCCUCCGGAGGAGUAUGACCAGCCCUGGGAGUGGAAGAAGGAGAGGAUUUCCAAAGCCUUUGCCGCCCAGUUUGAAGGAUCAGAGAAGAGCUGCCUGUCACCCGGCCGGGAGGAGAAGGGGCGACCGCCUCCCCGGCUCCCUGCAGUGACCCCCAAGCCAGCCAAGCCCCUGGGCACGGAGCCUGGCAGCCCCCUGGGGGAGUGGACGGACCCCGCGUUGCCAUUGGAAGACCAGGUCUGGUACCACGGGGCCAUCAGCCGCACCGACGCCGAGAACCUGCUGCGGCUGUGCAAGGAGGCCAGCUACCUGGUACGCAACAGCGAGACCAGCAAGAAUGACUUCUCCCUGUCCCUCAGGAGCAGCCAGGGCUUCAUGCACAUGAAGCUGUCCCGGACCAAGGAACACAAGUACGUGCUGGGCCAGAACAGCCCUCCCUUCAGCAGCGUGCCGGAGAUCGUGCACCACUACGCCAGCCGCAAGCUGCCCAUCAAGGGGGCCGAGCACAUGUCGCUGCUGUACCCCGUGGCCAUCCGGACUCUCUAGACCUGGGGCCCGGCGCCGGAACAGACCGGGAUCUGGCCUGGGCCGGGGGCCGAGCGUCUGGAGGGACCCAAGGAACUUGAUCCUGCCACCUUGCGUCCCCUUGCCCUGGACCCUGGGGCCUCUAAGGCCGCAGAUUCCUUAAUUUAUUGUAAAGAGGAAGGCGCCUGGGGCCUGCGCAGGGCCUGGUCCCCCGGGUCCGCCUGGGGCGGAGGCUCUCGCCUCGGUCUGCCCCGGCUGCGCGGGAAGCGCCCUGGCCAGCGGCGCGAAAUAAACCGAUCCUGCCAGGCA